Messenger RNA from Fusarium coffeatum, 2163 nucleotides. RefSeq lists its product as uncharacterized. NCBI's taxonomy places the organism in Eukaryota, Fungi, Ascomycota, Sordariomycetes, Hypocreales, Nectriaceae. The transcript has 5 exons. Gene Ontology annotation, cellular component: plasma membrane; secretory granule. The record is from RefSeq and is a predicted model, not a curated record. The coding region runs from base 1 to 2163 and encodes 720 amino acids. Gene Ontology annotation, biological process: intracellular protein transport; vesicle-mediated transport. Gene Ontology annotation, molecular function: syntaxin binding.
AUGGGGCUGUCCGUCAUUCAAGAGCAGCAUGAUGCCAUCCUGGGGCAGAUCAAGAAGAUCACUCAAGGCGAUUGGAAAUGCCUGAUUGUCGACGAAAACUCCAAGAAGAUCAUCGACAAUGUCGUCAAGGAAGAUGACAUCCUCAACAACAAUAUCGCCACCAUCGAGCGAAUCGAGAACCGUCGCGAGCCGAACCCUGAGAUGGACGCAAUCUACAUUCUCUCCCCCGAAUCUUUUGCUGUCGAAUGUCUUCUUGCCGAUUUUGAGAUGCGACGCUACCGUAGCUUUUACCUCGUCUGGACUGGCCUUCUCGACCCCUCAUUGCGACGCAAGAUUGACGAUUUCCCUGGAGCUCGUCAGCUCCGUGCCGGCUUCCAGACUAUGUUCGUCGAUUUCCUGCCUCGAGAGUCGCAUCUUGUGACCCUCCGCGAUCCCUGGAGCUUUCCAAUGCUCUAUCACCCGGCAUGUAACGCUAUCGUUCCCACCCAUAUGAAGGGUCUGGCGCAAAAGAUUUCCGGUCUCUGUAUUACACUCGGAGAGUAUCCUAAAGUCCGAUACUACAAGCCACAAGGCGCAAGUCAUGACGCAGCCGUCCUAUGCUCGCAUCUGGCUCGCUUUGUUCAAGAAGAGCUUGAUGCGUAUGCGCAAUGGGACACCAACUUCCCACCACCCUCGCAACGACCGCAGGCUACACUCGUAAUUACGGAUCGAUCCAUGGAUUUAAUGGCACCUCUCGUGCACGAGUUUUCUUACCAGGCGAUGGCGCACGAUCUUCUUCCGAUCAAAGACGGCGACAAAGUCACAUACCGUACAGUUGUCAACGAAGGAACCCCGGAGGCAGAAGAGAAGGACAUGGAACUUACAGACAAGGACAAAAUCUGGGUGGACAAUCGACACCGGCACAUGAAGGAUACGAUUGACAAACUUAUGGGCGAUUUCCAAAAGUUCCUCCAACAAAACCCACACUUCACCAACGAGAACGCCGAUACAACCAAUCUGAACACAAUUAGAGACAUGUUGGCUGGCCUGCCGCAGUUCCAGGAGAUGAAGGAGGCCUAUUCGCUGCAUCUAACCAUGGCGCAAGAAUGCAUGAACAUUUUCCAGAAGCACAAGCUGAUGGAUAUAUCCUCCAUUGAGCAAACUCUGGCGUCUGGACUUGACGAGGACUUUAAGAGACCGAAGAACAUACUUGAAAUGAUUGUGCCCCUGUUGGACGACGAGGCUGUAUCACUUCCCGAUCGAUUGCGACUUAUUGUUCUGUUUAUACUCUACCGAGACGGAGUUAUCCCUGAAGAUAUCAAAAGAUUGCUCGCCCAUGCUGGCCUUCCUCAAUCGGAUGCUGAGGUCGUGCAGAACUUCGAACAGCUUGGCGGACGCAUGACACACAACCUCAAGGACGUGCGCCAACUUCCCGCGCCUCUGUUCCCAAUUGACCCAAAAACCACACAAUUGAACGAGGAAUACGGAUUAGCACGUUUUGAGCCGGCUUUGAAACACAUGGUGGACCACCUGGCAAGGGGCCUCCUCGACCAAGUUCACUUCCCCUAUGUAAAGCCGCCGCUGGAUCCCAAUGAGGAGCUUAAUAUAGCACAGAGCGCUUCUCUUCGUGCCGGCCGACCCAACUGGGCGUCUUCGGGUCGUCGCCCGCCAGAGAACCGACAGCGAUUGAUCGUGUUCAUGGCUGGAGGCGCUACCUACAGUGAGAGUCGGGCAUGCUACGAAGUCGGCGAGGCUCGUAGUCGAGAUAUUGUCCUGGUGACUUCCCAUAUGCUGACCCCUCAACUUUUUGUUCGACAAGUGGGUGAUCUCAGUCGCGAUAAGCGCCAGCUUGACUUGCCCUUGGAGCGCCCCAAGCGACACGCACCCCGUCAUCUCCUAGAACGCCCGCCUCCCCCUCGUCCAGCGCCAUCUCAGCAGCCAUCCCAGCAGCAGCAGAUGCACCCUGGACCUAUGAAUCGACCAGGCGGUCUACCUCAGAGACCUUCUCCUGGCAUGGCACCUCCAACGGCUGCCAUGUCUAACAUGUCGAUCAACAACCAUGGCAGCGCGCCGCCUCGACCGAACCCGCAUCAAAGCGUUCCAUCUAACCAAUCGAACCACGAGGAGCCUGGCAAGCUUCACAAGGAGAAGAAGAAGAGAAACCUUUUCGGUAUGAAGAAGUAG